Messenger RNA from Helianthus annuus (common sunflower), 1527 nucleotides. RefSeq lists its product as uncharacterized. The record is from RefSeq and is a predicted model, not a curated record. The coding region runs from base 1 to 1527 and encodes 508 amino acids. Gene Ontology annotation, molecular function: DNA helicase activity. Gene Ontology annotation, biological process: telomere maintenance; DNA repair. The transcript has 2 exons. Lineage: Eukaryota; Viridiplantae; Streptophyta; Magnoliopsida; Asterales; Asteraceae.
AUGUACCCGCAUCACAAAAUCAAUAACCCAGAUCAGUAUGAUAAGUUUGUGAACGCCGAAAUCCCAAACAUACAAACGCAUCCCCAGUUGCAUGAACUUGUCGUAAAACACAUGAUUCAUGGCCCUUGUGGCACCCUGCGAAUCAACAGCCCCUGUAUGCAAGGGGAUCCUAAAAAAUGUCGUUUUCAUUAUCCAAGACAAUUUAAUGACCGCACAACACAAGGAGAGGAUGCAUAUCCACUCUACAGAAGACGCAACAACGGGAUAAAAGUCGACGUACGAGGCAGCACUCUAGAUAACAGAUGGGUUGUUCCGUACAACCCAAAGUUACUUGUGAUGUUCAACUGCCAUAUUAAUCUCGAGAUAUGCUCCAGUGUUAAAUCCGUCAAAUAUCUCUUCAAAUACAUUUACAAGGGUCAUGAUAAACAAGUCAUCCAUAUAGAUCCGGAUGGCGAGGACGUUGUUAUCAACGAAAUAAAACGAUUCCAGGAUGCACGCUAUGUAUCGCCUCCCGAGGCAAUGUGGCGGAUUUUUGCCUUCAACCUUUCUCAGAUCUACCCGACUGUUUUAGCAUUACAACUUCACCUCCCUAAAAAUCACACAGUUACAUUUACAGACACCGCCAUAAUCUCUGAAAUAAUACACCGGGAAAGGGAUAAACAUACAAUGCUCACUGCUUUUUUUGAGAAAAAUAGACAGGAACCAGCAGCCCGACAGCAACGGAGAGGUCGAAUUGUUUCCGCAAAUCCAGCUGAAGGAGAACGGUACUACUUACGGCUUCUUUUGACACACAUCCGGGGGCCUACUUCGUUUGAACACCUUCGGAUCGUACAAGGUGUGGAACACCCUACUUUCCGUAAAGCGGCUUUAGAAAACGGGUUAAUUGAAAACGACAACAACUUAUCACUAUGUCUCGAUGAAGCCGCCAUAUUUCAAUUCCCAAAUGCCCUUCGGAGGUUAUUUGCAACCAUAUUGGUCUUCUGUGAACCAGGCGAUGUUCGCAAGCUAUGGGAUGACCAUUUUGACACACUUUCAGAAUACUAUCAAAACCAUUCCGGUAGCAACAAUCACAUCCAAAAUCUGGUCUUACAGGAUCUUAGUUCACACCUACAAUCUAUGGGUAAAGAUUUGGCCGACUAUGACCUCCCAACCAUAGAAAAUGAACACACGCCACUAGACGUAACAGAUCAUGACACACAAGAGGAGUUAAACAUAGUUAUUGACCCGGCCCACUUACAUGCGCAAUACUCCCUCAACUCUGACCAACGGAAUGUGUUUGAUGUAGUGAUGCACUACGUUACACAUGGCGUACCGGCGGUGUUCUUCAUUGACGGCCCAGGUGGAACUGGUAAAACAUUUUUGUACAAGGCAUUGCUCGCUGAGGUCCGUUCACGUGGCCUAAUUGCACUUGCAACAGCUUCAUCAGGCGUCGCGGCAAAUAACAUGCCGGGUGGUAGAACCGCACACUCAAGAUUCAAAAUCCCGAUAAACCUAUGUAACAACUCCAUGUGCAACUUAAAAAAAUAA